AUGUGCUUGAUUCACUGGCAUCGCCCUCAAAACGUCGCAAGGGUGGUCGACUCUAUUUGGGAUGUGGAACAUGUAGAACGAGAAAGAUCAAAGAGUCUGCCACAGUGUGAUCUCGGUAAGCCAAUUUGCUGGAACUGCAAACGGUCACGCAUCUACACAUGUGAUGGCAUUUCUGGUGGAUCAGAACAUAUUGUGCCAAAUCAUUCCAACAAGAUCAGUCAGGAUGCUACAAAGUUGGACCAUGGUCGCCAGACGGUGAAUGUGCCACAUUCUCUGAACUGGGAGUGGAUGGAGCAAAUCUUGGGGGGGUCCAAAGAUGUAUUCCGGAGCACCAGCCAAGAUGAUUCUAUCAACGAAACAAUCGUAAACGCGCCUAUAAGUCAUGGCCGAGGAGGCGGCUUUUCGGCUCACUUCUCAGCAGCGACGGAGGAAACGCAUGAAUCUCCCAACUUUAUGGAGGGAGCAUCCUUUGAUGAUCAUGCUGGACAAUGUAUCUCUCCGUCGGCGGAAUUUCGUACAUUGAUCGAAACCGAGGAAGAACUAGCAUUCAGUGACGAUACAGUCUCGGGUCUUGGCCAGCGACAGCACUCUUCGGAUGAUAUGUUGUUUUCGCCACCACAACAGCCAGAGGAAUGUCUAGCUGGAUCUGCCACUACAGAAUCUGAUCGCCGGUCGUAUUCAAGAAAGAUCCAACGGCUUGGUCUAGGCGACCUGCUCAACGGGAUACACGACAGGACUGGUGCUCUGUUGGCUCACUGGAAGUCUCAUGCAUGUCAUCUCAUGAUGCCUAUUCUAGCACCAACCUUCAACCCAUGGCUACGCCUUUAUUAUCCCUUGGCAGUAACUGGACCACCAUCGGACGCUAAAAGUUGCUUAUUCCAUGCCCUCUCAUCUGCAGCUGGAUUUCAUAAAGCCACGACGGCACGUAAGGACAAGACCACACUCAUCGGUCAAGCUCAAGAACGCAAAACAGAAGCAUCAAAAAGGCUCAGAUCAAUCGUACACGAUCUGCAGCUCUCCAAAAGUCUCCUAGCAGAUCGCAUGGACAGGAUGGCAUUACUAGCAGCUGCUAUGACUAUGGCAACAAUAGAGGUAUUCAGCGGCGAACACGAAGGGGCAGGAUACGAGCACCUGCUUCUUGCUAAACAAACCAUUCGUUUUACAGGCGGUAUCAGCUGGUGGACAUCAAACACCAAAAGUAUAACACUUCUUAGGAUCUUUAAAUGCCUACAGAUUAUUGGCGACACGUCAGGCUGGACCCAGUUCACAGAAAUGUCAGCUCAAACUGAAAGCGAAGAUCAGCCAUUCGCAAGUCUUUCCAGUCAGCUCUUUGAAGAUACAGGAGCAAAUUGUGAUCUUGCAGAAAACGUUCAGCAACAUGGAGCUUCUCAGAUUUCCUGCGAGUAUCCGCUGGACAUUACAUUUGGGGUCUCUUCACAGACACUGCAGUGUAUCAGCAAAAUUAUCGAUCUAUCUAGAGUCAAAGAAAAUCUAUCGAUGGAUGAACAAUGGUUGCAGAGCCAUGUCGAACAAUUGAAGACCCUGGAGCAUGAGGUCUACAGCGCGUUGAAUGAAUCAUCCCAUUUCGAUGGGCUCAACCUCAUUGGCUCGGGCAAUCAACAUGGAGUUUCUGACUUCAUUUGUCAAGAAAUUAAGGAAAACCACAUGGCUGCGUUUCGGUAUAGCACAGCAAUAUUCUUUCGGCGAGCCCUCUGUGACGGGGGCUCAACCAUCAUUCCACCUAGAGAACUUCGUAGCGGCGCUCUGAGUGAUGCAAGUCUUUCUGGCCAACAUCUAGUCGACAAGGCUUUGGAGCACCUCGAAAACAUUGAUGCGAUAUCAAGCGGCAUGACCGUUGCAAAUACACUUUGGGUGGCAUUCAUAGCGGCCGUGGAAGCAGUCGACAUACCCUUGCGUCACCGGGCGCUCAUUUGGUUCGCGCGUGCGAGGCGUCAUCAAAUUGGAAACAUCAAUGUUGCCAAAUCAUUGGUCAUGGAAGUGUGGCGGAGGGUUGACCGGCAGACCUGGGCUCGUAACGAAGAUACAGGUGGUCUAGGAUGUAUUGACUGGAGAAAUGUCAUGCGCGAGAAGAACAUGUAUUUCAUGUUAACAUGA
Pestalotiopsis fici W106-1 is the source of this 2115-nucleotide messenger RNA. RefSeq lists its product as uncharacterized. The transcript has 4 exons. Bases 1 to 2115 code for a protein of 704 amino acids. NCBI's taxonomy places the organism in Eukaryota, Fungi, Ascomycota, Sordariomycetes, Amphisphaeriales, Sporocadaceae. Gene Ontology annotation, molecular function: transcription cis-regulatory region binding; DNA-binding transcription factor activity. Gene Ontology annotation, cellular component: nucleus. The record is from RefSeq and is a predicted model, not a curated record. Gene Ontology annotation, biological process: positive regulation of transcription by RNA polymerase II.